Alternaria atra is the source of this 1191-nucleotide messenger RNA. RefSeq lists its product as uncharacterized. NCBI's taxonomy places the organism in Eukaryota, Fungi, Ascomycota, Dothideomycetes, Pleosporales, Pleosporaceae. Gene Ontology annotation, molecular function: RNA helicase activity; ATP binding; RNA binding. The coding region runs from base 1 to 1191 and encodes 396 amino acids. The transcript has 4 exons. The record is from RefSeq and is a predicted model, not a curated record.
AUGGCUGACAAAGGUCUUGAGGAUGUGCCCGAGGGCCAGAUCGAGUCCAACUACGACGAGAUCACCGACUCCUUCGACAACAUGAACCUGAAGGCUGAGCUCCUCCGUGGAGUCUACGCCUACGGUUUCGAGCGCCCCUCUGCUAUCCAGCAGCGUGCCAUUAUGCCCGUCAUCAAGGGCAACGAUGUCAUUGCGCAGGCCCAGUCCGGUACCGGUAAGACGGCUACCUUCUCCAUCUCGACCCUCCAGAAGAUCGACUCCAACGUCAAGGCCUGCCAGGCGCUUAUCCUCGCCCCCACCCGUGAGCUCGCUCAACAGAUCCAGAAGGUUGUUGUCGCCAUCGGUGACUUCAUGGACGUCCAGUGCCACGCCUGCAUUGGCGGUACCAGCGUCCGUGACGACAUGAAGGCCCUCCAGGACGGUCCCCAGGUCGUUGUCGGUACUCCCGGCCGUGUCCACGACAUGAUCCAGCGUCGCGUCCUCAAGACCGACCACAUGAAGAUGUUCGUCCUUGACGAGGCCGACGAGAUGUUGUCUCGCGGUUUCACCGAGCAGAUCUACGACAUCUUCCAGCUUCUGCCCCAGAGCACCCAGGUCGUCCUUCUGUCCGCUACUAUGCCCCAGGAUGUCCUCGAGGUCACCACCAAGUUCAUGCGCGACCCCGUCCGUAUCCUCGUCAAGAAGGACGAGCUUACCCUCGAAGGUAUCAAGCAGUUCUACAUCGCUGUUGAGAAGGAGGACUGGAAGCUCGACACUCUCUCCGACUUGUACGAGACUGUCACCAUUACCCAAGCCGUCAUCUUCUGCAACACCCGCAGGAAGGUCGACUGGCUCACCGACAAGCUCACUGCCCGUGACUUCACUGUCUCGGCCAUGCACGGUGACAUGGACCAGGCACAGCGUGAUGUCAUCAUGAAGGAGUUCCGUUCCGGAUCUUCCCGUGUCCUCAUCGCCACUGACCUUCUCGCCCGUGGUAUCGAUGUCCAGCAGGUCUCCCUUGUCAUCAACUACGACUUGCCCGCCAACCGUGAGAACUACAUCCACCGCAUCGGUCGUGGUGGACGUUUCGGACGUAAGGGUGUUGCCAUUAACUUCGUCACCGCUGACGAUGUCCGCAUGAUGCGCGAAAUCGAGCAGUUCUACAGCACACAGAUCGAGGAGAUGCCCAUGAACGUGGCUGACCUCAUCUAA